Messenger RNA from Phycodurus eques (leafy seadragon), 2090 nucleotides. RefSeq names its product acetyl-CoA acetyltransferase 1 (gene acat1). The record is from RefSeq and is a predicted model, not a curated record. NCBI's taxonomy places the organism in Eukaryota, Metazoa, Chordata, Actinopteri, Syngnathiformes, Syngnathidae. The coding region runs from base 79 to 1341 and encodes 420 amino acids. Gene Ontology annotation, molecular function: acetyl-CoA C-acetyltransferase activity. Gene Ontology annotation, biological process: fatty acid beta-oxidation. The transcript has 12 exons.
UUGGCUGGAUGUGUCCCUGUGCUGUCCGUGCCCAGCUGAAGGUGAAGUGGCCCCAAACGUGUCUCACCGAGUUCCAAAAUGUCAUCCAGCGGACUUUUGACCAUACGCGCUCGAACAUGCAAGCGCCUGAUUCAGAAAUACCUCUCAAGAACCUACACGUCUCGUCCAUCUCUCAAUGAAGUGUUCAUUGUCAGUUCAGUCCGCACUCCAAUGGGUUCCUUCAGGGGCAGUCUGGCAGCUCUUCCGGCUACAAAACUGGGUUCUGUUGCCAUAAAGGGAGCAAUAGAUAAAGCAGGAAUAAAGCCUGAAGAUGUGAAUGAGGUCUACAUGGGCAAUGUGCUCCAAGCAGGAGAAGGACAGGCUCCCACCAGACAAGCCUUGCUUGGAGCAGGUUUGACACUUGGCACUCCAGCAACAACCAUCAAUAAAGUUUGUGCCUCUGGGAUGAAGUCAAUCAUGAUGGCAGCCCAGAGUCUAAUGUGUGGACACCAGGAUGUGAUGGUGGCAGGAGGUAUGGAGAGCAUGUCCAAUGUGCCUUAUGUGAUGGCAAGAGAAACACCAUCCUACGGUGGGGUUAAAAUGGAAGACCUCAUUGUGAAGGAUGGUCUCACUGAUGUCUACAAUAAAUUCCACAUGGGCAACUGUGCAGAGAACACAGCUAAGAAGAGCAACAUCACCAGGGAGGAGCAAGACAGCUAUGCAAUCAGCUCAUACUCGCGCAGUAAAGCCGCAUUCGAGUCAGGAGUGUUGGCAAAGGAGAUUGUUCCAGUUAGCAUCCCACAGAGAGGCAAACCUGAUGUGGUCGUGUCUGAGGAUGAGGAGUGGAGGAGGGUGGACUUCAGCAAAGUUCCCAAACUCAAGGCAGUCUUUCAGAAAGAGGAGGGCACAGUGACUGCAGCCAAUGCUAGCACUCUGAACGAUGGGGCUGCUGCCCUUGUAUUAAUGACAGCGGAGGCUGCAAAAAGACUUAAUGUCACUCCACUGGCCAGGAUUGUAUCCUUUGCUGAUGCAGCUGUUGCACCAAUUGAUUUCCCCAUUGCUCCUGCAUUUGCUGUACCAAAAGUUCUGGAUGCAGCUGGGCUAACCAAAAAUGAUAUUGCCAUGUGGGAGAUCAACGAGGCCUUCAGUGUGGUCGUUCUGGCCAACACUAAAAUGCUGGACAUUGAUCCUGCUAAAGUGAACGUCAACGGGGGAGCCGUGUCACUGGGACACCCCAUUGGGAUGUCAGGAGCAAGAAUAGUAGGUCAUAUGGUGCACAACCUGAAGUCUGGCCAGUACGGUCUGGCAGGCAUCUGCAAUGGAGGUGGUGGAGCCUCUUCUAUUAUUAUCCAAAAGUUUUAGAGGGGGGGAUGCUUCCCCCUCCUUUAAUACCUUCUUUGAAAUGUGUGUGAUGAGGCCUUGCAGAGUCCAGAUUGUUUGCUCAACUCCCUUUUUGAAGAAGAAUGCAGGUGACCUAUCUACACAGCAAACAAGGACUCAACUCCUAUGACAUCACUAUUCCAAUGUUACACUCCUUUGUUAAACAAUUAGGUGGAUGAAAAAAGGAUUUAAUAUUUAACUCUGACUUGAAAUAGCUAAAUAAAUAGUUUUUAUAAAAGCAAUGUUGUAUCCAUGUAUUUUUUGACAAUGGUUGAAUAGUUGAAGUAUUUAAGUUUUGGGCUGUAUAUAUCAUUACAUACAAACAGGAAUGACUGCAGCCACUUUGAAAGUAAGCUUUUUUAUCAAUUUCUGAUGGAAAAAAAUUAUAUAUUAUCGCAUACCAGCACAUUGUUGCUGUAAGUGCAUUAAGAUGAUAGCACCCUUGUUCACCGGAAAUAAGAGCGGUUUCGAAAAGUACUACAUGGAUACAAAGAUAAGCCCUGACUCAGGUUGUGUUUUUGUGUCUCCUUUUGAUGCAUGCUAAAUUGAGAAUAUCUGUAGAUUUACAGAAUCAUUGACAAUUUCUCAGUGAACACAAACAUUUUUCAGAAUGUUGAUGAUUAUUAGACUCUCCUGCGGUUGAAUUCUUCUUUCAUAUCUUUAACAUUUGAGUGUUACUAAUUGUUCAUUGUUGGUUAUUUAUUUUUGUAUCAUUAAAUACUUUAUAGAUU